AUGGAAGAUUUUAUUGUAAUGGAAAGCGUGAAAGAAGAACCUGUUGAUUCGAAUGAAUAUUGUUGGAAUACCUUUGAGUUAAAGCCCUCCGUUGCGGCGCACAAGGAGCAGAAGCCAGAAACUACUUGUGGUGACGAAGAGAAGAUGGCUCGCUUUGAAAAACACGAAAGGGGGAUUCUGGCAAAAAUUUGCCAGAAAUACCCAGUUUUGGCGCGGGAAGCGUAUACAAGUGAUGUGAUUCGCGAGAAGAAACAAGCCUGGAUUAAAAUAUGCGAAGAAUUUAACGCGUCAAAUCCAGGCAAACCUGCGCGUGAAUGUGGACAACUUCAGAGCCUCUGGAAACGUUUGAAAGAUGGAGCCAAAAAAGCCCUUGAUGCUUCAAGGAAUGAGGCCAGAGGCGCUGGAGGAGGUCCAUCACAAACAAAAUGUAUGGAUGCAGCGGAAGAAAUUGUGGCAGGAAUGCUAGGAGCAUCAUUUGAACCAUUAGAAAUGGCACACGAUGAUGAUGCCUUUGUAUUCCAGGAAGGUCCUGAAGUACUACAUAUUCCCACAAUUAUUGAUAAUAAUGGUGGGACUGUAAAUGGCAGUUGGGAGUUAGAUGUCAUGGAAACAAAUGAUGCUCCUGGUUCUUCUGCCAAAUUUUCUAUGCCUGUAGCCCAGAAAAAGGCAUCAAAAGUAAAAAAAAAAAACAAUAAUGAAGAUGAACUAUUAAAAAUGGCAAAACUGGAGCACAUGGCCAAAAUGGAACAACAUGCAGAUCCUCUUGAAUUCUGCUGCGGAAGUGCACCUAUUGUUACAAUAAAACAAGAGAUCACGCCAUGUUCCCCAGGAGAAGGGAGUUUUCAAUCAGAGGAGACCAACGCAAUCCGGACGCAACAGAACCAAAUUACAGACUUGGAUUGCAUUCGCAAGAGCUGCUUUGGCAACUACGACCAGAUCGUGCAUCUCGCGCACGCGCACCCAAAUACGGAUAUCCGCAUUAAAAAAAGUUCAAAGUGUUCCAUCUGUGAGAAGACAUUCAUUCAGAGAGCAGACUUGGAUAACCACAUGCGCACUCACACUGGCGAAAAACCUUUUCAGUGUUCCAUCUGCGGGAAGACAUUCGCUAUCAAAUCAGGCUUGAAUUAUCACGUGCGCACCCACACUGACGUAAAACGUUUCCAGUGUUCCGUCUGUGAGAGAAUGUUCUUUUGGAAAAGAGACUUGAACAAGCACAUGCGCAUCCACACUGGUGAAAAACCUUUCCAGUGUUCCAUCUGUGAGAAGACCUUCAUUCGGAAAGCAGACUUGGAUAGGCACAUGCGCACCCACACUGGUGAAAAAUCUUUCCAGUGUUCCAUCUGUGAGAAGACGUUCAUUCACAAAGCAGACUUGGAUAGGCAUAUGCGCACCCACACUGGUGAAAAACCUUUCCAGUGUUCCAUCUGUGAGAUGACUUUCAGUCAGAAAGGAACCUUGUCUCGUCACGUUCGCAGUCAUAUUGGUGAAAAAUCUUUCCAGUGUUCCAUAUGUGAAAAGACGUUCAUUCGGAAAUCAGACUUGGAUAGGCAUAUGCGCACCCACACUGGUGAAAAAUAUUUCCAGUGUUCCAUCUGUAAGAAGACGUUAAUUUUCAAAUCAGACUUGGUUAGGCACAUGCGCACCCACACUGGUGAAAAACCUUUCCAGUGUUCCAUCUGUGAGAAGACUUUCAGUCAGAAAGCAUCCGUAUCUCGCCACGUUCGCAGUCACACUGGUGAAAAAACUUGUUAGUGUUCCAUCUGAUGGAAGAACUUCGCACGGAAUGCAACCUUGGCUCUUCAUAUGCCCACUCACUGGCAAAAAUCUUUUUCCGGUAUUCCAUCUCUGAUUGUAUCUUCACUGUAUAAGAGAUGAUGCGUAUUCACAUGCACAACACUGGUCAUAAAUCAUUCCAAUAUUCUAUCAUAGACCUUUUUUCAGAAAGGAACCUCAGUUUUUCAUGUGCACACUCACACUGGUAAAACAAUUUCAGUGUUCCAUCAGCGUAAUGACGCACUUAAAAAAGGAUCUAUGUGGAUUUUCCUUCAAGGACAUAGAUGUGCCCUGAGAUUAAUUGUGAUGUGCAUAAUAGCUGAGCCAACGUAGUAAAUAGAUAGCGGGGAAUCUGACCCAAGGUUAGUUUACAUAAAAUGUGUUUAAGCAAUUACAGUAAUUAACGAAAUGAGUGUACAAAUAGUAUAAUAACUUGCGCGGUAUGUUGAAGAAAACAAGCGACGAUAGGAGCGAGUUUUCUUAUUUGCCAUGAGUCCAACUAUACCCCUUUAACCACGUGUUUCGUUCAAUAUUUUUUCGUUUCAUUAAAGAAUAGUUUUAAUGUUGAGAAACUCAAUCAUGUCUUGACUCUUUGAAGUCUGCAUUUGAUGACGUCAUAUUGGAUCUAAACAAGACCCUUUUUAGAUUGUAUAUUUGUAUAUUUAUGAUCACCUAAGUGUCUUACAGAUUAAUGUAUGAAAUAAGUCAUGGGAAACGUUUGAAAAUGGAAAAUGUUUAACGUUUACGAGCUAUUAGCAGAAGCUGGCAAAGCCAUGAAAACAUCACUUCGUACGAAAAGUAAGGGCAUGUAUGAGGGAACAACACGUGUUAAUGUUGGAAAGGAGAAAGACGAUUCGGCUACGGCAGUGGAUAAUCCACUAUAACGUAAAGAGUAAAUAUUGGCGCUCUUUCGACAACUGAACGCCUUCGAUUUUUACAAUGCAACAAAUAUGUUUAUUAUAAAGUAAACUAAUUAAACCAAGUAUUAUAAACUUUUGUUACGUGGAUAAGUUGUAUAAAAUGAAUAUUAAAUAUUGUU
Messenger RNA from Gryllus bimaculatus (two-spotted cricket), 2812 nucleotides. The record is from the annotation of a GenBank genome assembly. Lineage: Eukaryota; Metazoa; Arthropoda; Insecta; Orthoptera; Gryllidae.